This is a messenger RNA of Bactrocera tryoni, 336 nucleotides long. RefSeq lists its product as uncharacterized. The transcript has a single exon. The record is from RefSeq and is a predicted model, not a curated record. Bases 1 to 336 code for a protein of 111 amino acids. NCBI's taxonomy places the organism in Eukaryota, Metazoa, Arthropoda, Insecta, Diptera, Tephritidae.
AUGAGUGCUUCGCAGCCUCACCAGCAAGGCCGUAGGCAUUCCCUAAAUGCCUACUUCAGCUUUGUCGACCCAACAACAAUAAUAACUACUGGCAAUAAAAAGGGUAACGGCGAUGAUGAGUCAUCACGGCGAUCAGCAGAAAAGGAAACGCAGCAAAGAACACAGUCAGCAGAAGCAGCAGAAAACAACAAUCAGGCAACAGCAAAUGCGCUGACAGCAACCAGUCUGCAGGUACCAGCAAACGCGCAGGCAACGAAGAAAAUCACAACGCAAGGUGAGAACGCAAAAAAAAAGGCCCGUCUGUACAAACAGGCAUUGACCGCUACGUCAAUAUAA